This is a messenger RNA of Pipistrellus nathusii (Nathusius's pipistrelle), 405 nucleotides long. Lineage: Eukaryota; Metazoa; Chordata; Mammalia; Chiroptera; Vespertilionidae. The record is from the annotation of a GenBank genome assembly.
AUGAAGAAGAAAAAAACGAAUGCCAUUGUUUGUGAACCUAAAGAACUGAAUCCCUCUCCCAAAGUAACAAAUUGUUGCAAAUCGCCGCGUGUGAAAUACAGUUUUCAGAAGGAAUGCGUGACCAGACUUGCCAGCAGCCAGCCACUUGCAGCCAUGUCAAGGAACCCAGAUCACAAUUCACCUUCUCAGCCCAAGGAAAAUAGCCUUGGCCAGAACCGUCACCAGGAGGAAACGAUCCACCAGUUGGCCAUGCAGCUGAAGAACAUUGGAGACAGCGUUGAUCAUUGGGUGGCUCAAGAGAAUCUUCAGGGGGAAGGCAGAGAGGCGCUGGCUCCCUUUGUGGUGGUUUUCCACGCGGGAGGCCACGCGCUGCUGCGCUUUCUCUGGAACAACCACUGGCUGUAA